AUGACCCUACCAGAAGAAUCCGUUUCCUUUCCCACGCUGGAUGGCGUCACCCUCCGCGGCAGCCUGUAUCCCGCGCCAACCCGCGGACCGGCCAUCAUCAUGACUCCAGGAUUCAACUCCCUUCCUAGCAUGCUCGGCCUGCCGGACGUGGCGCACUACUUCCACCUGCACGGCUACACGGUGCUCCUCUACUCACCUCGCAACACCGGUACCAGCGACGGCAGCCCGCGCCAUGAGAUUGACCCGUCCCAGCAGACCUCUGACUACAGCGACGCCGUCAGCUUUCUGUCGACACAUGAACGGGUCGACCCAGCAGAGAUCUUCAUCUGGGGCAUCUCGUUCUCAGCCAGCGUGGCGUUGUGCACCGCGGCGCUGGACAAGCGCAUCCGCGCCGUCAUCGCCGUCGCACCGCUAACGGCCUUCACUCUCCCGCCGGACAAGCAACCUCAAGUGCUGUCGCGGUGCAUGCAGGAUCGCACCGCCCAAUUGCACGGGAAUGAACCCUUCUACCUCCCCAUGCUGCGCAAGGACGGCACCAACCCUGCCGGGUUCGGCACGGGCAUCGAUCGUGAGCGAUACGGACGCCUUGUCACCGCCGGCCGCGAGCUAGCCCCGGGCCAUGUCAAUCGCACGACUAUUCAGAGCUACUACAAGCUGAUCAUGUGGCAGCCGUUCCCUCUGUGGGAGACCAUGGUGGCUCCCACACCAUGCCUGUGGGUGAUCCCCGAGCUGGAUCAGCUAAGUCCGGCGGAGCGCCAACGGCAUUACUUUGACAAGAUGAAAGGGGAAUCCAAACAGAUGUGGCUGCAAGAAGGUGUUGGGCAUAUGGACGUGGUGCAGGGGGAGCAUUUGGAGGGGUUGAUGGGGGUAAUGUUCCGGUUCUUGGAGAAUGUCAUUCAGGGGACACUAUAA
This is a messenger RNA of Aspergillus piperis CBS 112811, 912 nucleotides long. It is a transcript of the gene fma-AT, whose product is annotated as acetyltransferase fmaC. The transcript has 2 exons. The coding region runs from base 1 to 912 and encodes 303 amino acids. The record is from RefSeq and is a predicted model, not a curated record. NCBI's taxonomy places the organism in Eukaryota, Fungi, Ascomycota, Eurotiomycetes, Eurotiales, Aspergillaceae.